Molecule: messenger RNA, 569 nt
Organism: Thrips palmi
Lineage: Eukaryota; Metazoa; Arthropoda; Insecta; Thysanoptera; Thripidae
Exons: 3
Coding region: 1-555 (184 amino acids)
Source: RefSeq, a predicted model, not a curated record
AUGGGUUUUAUCCGCUGGGACUCGAACCGAAAAUAUCUUUUGGCGUUGCUGCGUAUUCGUAGAACUCGUUCAGAAGCUUACCAGAUUUGUCAAAGUGAAAUAGAUAAUAAUGUUCCUGAAAGAAAUGAAAUUGUUAAUACGCUUAUUACUCUGCAAACUCAACAGUGUGCUCAGCACACUCUGUUCAGCGUGUACUCACAAGCGAACUCGACCACUGAAGCGCUCAACAUGCUGGUUUUUGCCGAGAGGAUGGCGGGAGCUCUUGGACGCGGCAGUGUGUGGCAGCGACGGGUCUGGCUGCAGGUGGGGCUAGUGCUGCUAGGAGUGUUCGCCUACCUCGGGGCCGUGGCGUUCGUCGUCGUUCUGUCCGAAAGCAGCGCGGCAGAAGAUUCGGCCGCCGUGGCCGACCCGAACGGCAGAGCGACGGAGCUUUGGGGGCUGGCCCACAUCUCGAGCCUCCCGCUGCAGCUUUUCUUCUGUUUGCUCUUCGGUGACCAAGUCAGUGCACAAAAAAAAAUGUACUUGUACAAUUUUGUAGGCGGCCUCACACAAUAAGCAUGCGUAUUUAA